Molecule: messenger RNA, 791 nt
Organism: Balaenoptera acutorostrata (minke whale)
Lineage: Eukaryota; Metazoa; Chordata; Mammalia; Artiodactyla; Balaenopteridae
Gene: NDUFS8
Product: NADH:ubiquinone oxidoreductase core subunit S8
Exons: 7
Coding region: 102-734 (210 amino acids)
Biological process (GO): mitochondrial respiratory chain complex I assembly; mitochondrial electron transport, NADH to ubiquinone
Cellular component (GO): membrane
Molecular function (GO): 4 iron, 4 sulfur cluster binding; NADH dehydrogenase activity
Source: RefSeq, a predicted model, not a curated record
UUAACACGACUGAGCUGUGGCUUCUCAUCUGUGCCUCCCUCUGAGGUCCUCAUGUGGACAAAGUGACAGUGCGCGUGACCCCUAGCACAGUGCCUGGCACGAUGCGCUGCCUGACCACGCCCAUGCUGCUUCGGGCCCUGGCCCAGGCCGCACGUGCAGGGCAUCCCAGCGGCCGGAGCCUCCACAGAAGCACAGUGGCAGCCACCUACAAAUAUGUGAACAUGCGGGAGCCCUCAAUGGACAUGAAGUCGGUGACCGACCGGGCAGCUCAGACCCUGCUGUGGACCGAGCUCAUCCGAGGCCUGGGCAUGACCCUGAGCUACCUGUUCCGAGAGCCAGCCACCAUCAACUACCCAUUCGAGAAGGGCCCACUGAGCCCGCGCUUUCGCGGCGAGCAUGCGCUGCGCCGGUACCCGUCCGGGGAGGAGCGCUGCAUCGCCUGCAAGCUCUGCGAGGCCGUCUGCCCAGCCCAGGCCAUCACCAUUGAGGCUGAGCCUCGGGCCGACGGCAGCCGCCGGACCACACGCUACGACAUCGACAUGACCAAGUGCAUCUACUGCGGCUUCUGCCAGGAGGCCUGCCCUGUGGACGCCAUCGUUGAGGGCCCCAACUUCGAGUUCUCCACGGAGACGCACGAGGAGCUGCUGUACAACAAGGAGAAGCUGCUCAACAACGGGGACAAGUGGGAGGCCGAGAUCGCCGCCAACAUCCAGGCCGACUACCUCUAUCGGUGACCGGCCCGCCGGCUGGCCUGAGGUCCCCUUCUGCCCAAUAAAAAAGCUCUGACCUGC